Molecule: messenger RNA, 2316 nt
Organism: Magallana angulata
Lineage: Eukaryota; Metazoa; Mollusca; Bivalvia; Ostreida; Ostreidae
Product: porphobilinogen deaminase-like
Exons: 11
Coding region: 74-1210 (378 amino acids)
Biological process (GO): heme biosynthetic process
Cellular component (GO): cytoplasm
Molecular function (GO): hydroxymethylbilane synthase activity
Source: RefSeq, a predicted model, not a curated record
AAAGCCGGAAGUUUUUUGAAGUUCUGACACGUGUGUUUCAAAACAGUCAAAAUUUCUCAGUUAUCUUGCUAAAAUGGAAACUAAAAGUGUUGUAAAAGUCGGUUCUCGCAAGAGUCAGCUUGCAUUGAUUCAAACCAAUACUAUUAUCAACCAGCUGAAAAAACUCAACCCAAACCUUUCAUUUGAAGUCAUUUCUAUGCAGACAACUGGAGAUAAAGUGUUGGAUGCUGCAUUAUCAAAGAUAGGGGAGAAAAACCUGUUUACACGAGAGCUAGAGCUUGCAUUGGAGAAGAAAGAGGUGGACUUUGUGGUCCACUCCCUGAAGGACCUCCCCACAGCCUUACCGGAGGGGCUGCUCAUUGGCUGUAUCUACAAGAGAGACAGUCCUUAUGAUGCAGUGGUGAUGCAUCCAUCAAAUGCUGGAAAGAAGCUUGAAGACUUACCAGAAGGAAGUGUAAUUGGAACAAGUUCUUUGAGACGAGCUGCACAGCUAGCAAGGAAGUUCCCACACUUCAAAUUUGAAAAUAUCAGAGGAAAUCUGAACACAAGGUUCAGGAAGCUGGAUGAGGACAAUAAAUACUCGGCCAUUAUUCUAGCAGAAGCUGGCUUGCAUCGGAUGGGAUGGCCGGAUAGAAUCUCUCAGGUUUUGGACAAGGAUACCUGUAUGUAUGCUGUCUCUCAGGGGGCCAUGGCAGUAGAAUGUAGGAACAGCGACCCCUUCACCCUCAGCCUCCUCUCCCAGAUCCACCACCCAGAAACCGUGAUUCAGUGUGUGGCAGAAAGGGCCUUCCUAAAGAAACUGGAGGGUGGGUGCAGUGUGCCAGUCUCCGCCUUCUCGGAAGUUAAAGAUGGAAAGUUAUCCCUGACUGGUGGGGUUUUCAGCAUUGACGGAAAACAAGGCAGGAUAGAGUAUGCGUGCGACAGUCUUCCGGAGUCCAUUGAAGAGAAGGAAAAGCCAACUGUGUCUCCAAAUGGACCAAGAGAGUUUGCUGGCAUCGUAGGCAGUGAAAAGGUUUCUAUAGCAACCCUAGAGGUAGCUCAAAGAGUAGGACUUCAGGUAGCAGAACUUUUAUUGAAUACAGAGGCCAAAGAAAUUCUUGCCAAUGCCAAAGCAGAAACUGCAGCUGCUGUCAUUGCAGAGAAACAGAGAAAAGACGCUGAAAAAAUGAAAAACGAAGCAGAGAAACCCCAAGCCAAUGGAAUUAGCUAGAUAAGGAAAUUUGGUGGAUAAAUUAAAAUAGAAUUUGUCAAAGGUUAUAUUCUCUAUGAAAGGAUGAAAGAAAGCAUUUGUUCAUCACAUACAUGUAUACUGCUAUAUUGAAUUAUAAUAUAGAUGUGUAGAUUUUCAUCUAUUUGCUAGCUCUUGGGCUUAUGAUAAAAAUGGAUGUAUUGAAGGAAACAAAAAUUUCUUUUUUGCAAUAAUGGAGGUGAGAGUUAUCAUUCUUGCAUCACAAAUGUAUGAACGCAAAGUUUGUUGAAAAUUUAUUUCAAUUGGCAUUUAUGUUUGUGAUGACAAUUUAUUUUAUUUACAUGCAUCUUUCACUUUGCAAGAACAUCCAAUUGUCUUUGUAAAACUUUGGGAAUUAAGUAUUAUGUUAUGCCAAAGACACUUGUUUCAGUAAUGAUAUAGGGUGAACAUCUAUUAUUAAAGCAAUAAGUCCUCUGGGUUAAGCAUAAUGAUUAAUGAAAUUAUUUCAAAACGCAAAAAAAUAUCGUAGCUGUUUUCAUCAGCAUUAUGCUAUCUUGCAUUUAAAAAGUUAUUCUGACUUUUUCAUAUACUUUAGAAUGUUAUUGUAGAGUAAGUGGAAACGAUUGCCUGAUUUGAAAAUGUUCAAGUUCAAUUUGACAAUACUAGGAAAAGAGAAUAGAUUUUUUCUUAUGAUAUGAUAAUGGUACUUGUACAAGAAGAGUGUAUGAAGUUAUUUAACAUAAAUGUAUGAAUAUGUAGUGAUUUUUUAAAUAAAGAUUUUAUUUUUUUUUUACCAAAUGUAUUCAUUUUAUACAAGGAAAUGAAUAACAUGUUUUAUGUUCAAUAUAGUGUUAGUAUAUAAGAUAUUCUAUGAAGCCAUAUUUAUAUGAAUUAUUAAAAAUUAUAAUGGAAAGAUUGUUAUAGUUAGAUUGUACUGUGUUGUUAAUCUGCUGUUAAGGCAGUAUUUAAUGUGUCAUUUCUAGUGAAAUUUCUGUCACAAAUAUGUAAACAUUCCACUGAAGCUGCCCAAGUCAAUAGAGGGUUUUAUUUACAUGAAAAUUGCUGAAAUGAUUUUUAAAAAUUGAAUAAUGUUGACAAAAUAAAAUGAGAUAGUAAAAUCAAAGUCA